CGAUUCUCGGCUAUAAAGCGAAAUAUUAUUCGCGGUUCAGUCCAUCGAAAGUUUUUCAGGACAUCUUGUAGCCACUACCCUAUUUGCUUAGGAUCGCAUAAUUUAGGUAUUUAUCAUCCAGAAUGGCUUCAAGCGCCCUCGCCGGUGAGGCGAAUAGCAAUCAGUGGAGUAUCACCCAGCACCCAUUGGAAGCUAUUAAGACGGGCAUUCAGAGUUCCACCGCUGGUGAAUCCCGUGGCAACCGCGUUACACAUAUGAUGAGCGCCAACGAAAGCCCCGCGGAUAUCGCAGCUAAAAUAUCGGGUUGUGUUGCAGGCGGAAUCCGUACCGAUGAUGCCCCUUAUUUCACUAACAACGAGGCGCUUCCAUUUCCAGACGCAUGCCAUAGCAAGACAAUUGGCGGUAUUCCCGUAGCUAGCGACGUGUUUCUUUUUCAGAAGCAGCAAACCUUCAAUCGUUCGAAGAAUUUGGAGCGUAUGGUACAUCCUUGCGGAAGUGGCGCAUUUGGGUAUUUCGAGUGUACCAAGAACGUAUCCAACUUGACGAAAGCCAAUUUCCUUCAGAAGCCUGGCGAGAAGACUCCCAUUUUCAUCCGCUUCUCUACAGUCACACUGGGCCGAGAGUUCCCUGACGAAGCGCGAAACCCGCGAGGUUUCGCGAUUAAGUUCUACACUAAAGAGGGUAAUUAUGAUAUCGUGGGACUCAACUGGCCUAUCUUCUUCUGCCGCGAUCCCAUCCAAGGGCCAGACGUGAUCCGUUCGCAGUAUCGCGAUCCCAAGAACUUCCUUCUCGACCAGGAUGCCACUUUUGAUCUUCUUGCUAACACACCGGAGUCAAACCAUGCUGGCCUGAUGUUCUUCAGUGACUACGGGACUCCCGUCGGAUGGAGAUUUAACCACGGCUACGGGUGUCAUACUUUCAAGUGGAUCAACGACAACGGUCAAUUUGUGUAUAUUAAAUAUCACUUUAUCGCCAAGCAUGGGCGGAAGCAGUUUACCUACGAUGAGGCCCUGAGAAAGAUGGGCGAGGAUCCAGAUUACUCGAAGCGCGACCUCUGGGAGACUAUUGAGCACGGCGAGCAGGUCGAAUGGACUGCCAAGGUCCAGAUCAUGAAGCCGGAAGACGCGGACCCAGAUAAACUAGGUUUUGAUCCGUUCGACGUGACCAAAGUCUGGCCGCGCGAUAAAUUUCCGAUGGAAGAAUUCGGUCGUCUUGUUCUGAACAAAAACCCGGAGAACUUCCAUCGAGACGUGGAGCAAGCGGCCUUUUCGCCGGGAAGCAUGGUACCCGGAAUCGGCGACUCCCCUGAUCCACUGCUCCAGUUCCGCAUGUUCUUCUACAGAGACGCGCAGUACCACCGCAUUGGUGUGAACUUACACCAGAUCCCUGUCAAUUGCCCGUUUAUGGCCCAGUCCUACUCAUCUGUUAAUUUUGAUGGGCCGAUGCGCGUUGAUGCCAAUCACGGGGGAAAUCCUCAGUACGUGCCCAACAGUUUCGUGCACAAGUUCCGUCCGGACGCUGCCGAGCCGGCUUUCCAAGUCUCGGAUAACAUUUGCAGCCGCAAGAGUCACUACUGGCACGAAGGUAAAAAGAACGACUAUGCGCAAGCAACUGAGCUUUGGAGGCGGGUGAUGACCGAGGAGGAGCGGAAGCAUACCUGUUACAAUACAGCUCAGAAUCUGAAGCAGGUCAAGUACCCGUUGAUACAGAAAAAGUACUUGGCUCAAAUCUACAACGUAGCGCCCGAGUGGUCAGAAGGUGUUUACGCAAUGCUCCCUAAGAAGGAUUUCGAAUUUAAGGAAGUUGUGGAGCUAUCGCAGACCGCUCAAGAGUGGUAUAAGGAGAAGAAGUUCCAACCGAGCCAACCUACAGAUCGUUUAGUGGGAUAUGCACCCUCUAUGCCUGUGUAUAACGUGUGAGGUGAAGGUUCAGCGACUUCAAUCUACCAGGUUUAUACAUUUACAUGUAUUGUCUUAUUCCUCCAUUUUUAUCAUGUUGGUUUAGGUUAAGUCCAUGUAAUAAUAUCAUCGCUCGCUGACCA
Messenger RNA from Daldinia caldariorum, 2041 nucleotides. Its product is annotated as heme-dependent catalase. NCBI's taxonomy places the organism in Eukaryota, Fungi, Ascomycota, Sordariomycetes, Xylariales, Hypoxylaceae. The transcript is spliced from 7 exons. Gene Ontology annotation, cellular component: peroxisome; mitochondrion; cytoplasm. Gene Ontology annotation, biological process: response to hydrogen peroxide; hydrogen peroxide catabolic process. Bases 123 to 1919 code for a protein of 598 amino acids. Gene Ontology annotation, molecular function: heme binding; catalase activity. The record is from RefSeq and is a predicted model, not a curated record.